Phytophthora sojae is the source of this 1149-nucleotide messenger RNA. RefSeq lists its product as hypothetical. NCBI's taxonomy places the organism in Eukaryota, Oomycota, Peronosporomycetes, Peronosporales, Peronosporaceae. The transcript has 3 exons. Bases 1 to 1149 code for a protein of 382 amino acids. Gene Ontology annotation, molecular function: N4-(beta-N-acetylglucosaminyl)-L-asparaginase activity. The record is from RefSeq and is a predicted model, not a curated record. Gene Ontology annotation, biological process: protein deglycosylation.
AUGGAGCAGCCUCGCCACGAGAGCCACCAGCGCUGGAUCUGCGGCGGCUUCGCGGUGCUCGUGUGCUUCGUCAUGUUGCUGGGCUCCGCGCACGAGAUCCCGCAGCGCGGCGUCGUGGUGAUCAACACGUGGCCGUUCGUGAACGCGACGCGCGCGGGCUUCCAAGCUCUGCACGGCCCCGGCGGUCGCUCGCGCGCGCUGGACGCCAUCACGAGAGGCUGCAACCGCUGCGAAGUGGAUCAGUGCGACUUCACUGUGGGCUAUGGAGGCAGCCCAGACUCCAAUGGGGAGACGACACUGGACGCCAUGAUCCUGGACGGCUCCACCAUGGAAAUGGGCGCGGUGGCGCAGCUCCGACGCGUGAAGCCGGCGAUCGAAGUGGCCCGCGCAGUCAUGGAGCACUCGUCGCACAGCAUCUUGGCUGGAGAUGGAGCGCUCGCCUUCGCCAAGAUGAUGGGGUUCGAGGAGACCCCGCUGGACACGCCGCGGUCAAGGGAGAUCUACCAGAAGUGGUUAGAUGGCAAGUGCCAGCCCAACUACUUCCGCAACGUCGUGGGGCAGAAUGCGUCGUGCCCGCCGUAUAAACCGCUGCCGUCAGAACAUGAAGUGUAUGCAGGGAUUGAAGGCCAAUCGCUGCUGCGUGCUACUUCUACGAGUGACCGCCGACAGAACAAUGUCGACGUCCAAAGCUUGAUCUCGAAGCAGAACCACGACACCAUUGGGAUGGUGGUGCUUGCGGAGAAUGGGCACAUGGCUGCUGGGACUAGCUCCAACGGAGCGACUCACAAGAUCGCAGGACGCGUCGGUGAUGCCGCGGUUCCUGGUGCAGGAGCUUACGUGGAUUCGUCCAUCGGCGGUGCUGCUGCGACUGGAGACGGAGAUGUCAUGAUGCGCUUCUUGCCCUCAUUCUUUGCUGUUCAGGAAAUGAAGAGAGGAGCUCAUCCCCGCAAAGCAUGCGAACGCGCACUUCAUCGAAUCGCCGCAGUCUACCCGCACUUCCUGGGAGGAAUGGUCUGCCUCAAUCGGCUUGGUGAGUUUGGCGGAGCUGGCUACGGGUGGGACUUUGCAUUCACAGUGCAGGCAAGCUGGAUGUCAGAGCCCGAGGUGGUGCACGUGACGCCACUGUCCCUCCCUCGUGAAUUGACGUAA